Molecule: messenger RNA, 2592 nt
Organism: Rhipicephalus sanguineus (brown dog tick)
Lineage: Eukaryota; Metazoa; Arthropoda; Arachnida; Ixodida; Ixodidae
Gene: Gale
Product: UDP-glucose 4-epimerase
Exons: 9
Coding region: 121-1188 (355 amino acids)
Biological process (GO): beta-D-galactose catabolic process via UDP-galactose, Leloir pathway
Cellular component (GO): cytosol
Molecular function (GO): UDP-glucose 4-epimerase activity
Source: RefSeq, a predicted model, not a curated record
UUAGAAACCGAAACACAGGUUGAGGAGUAACGUUCGAUGUGCCGUUGCCGCUGAGGCAGUCGACGUCCGUAUCCCCGGCUGUUCCACGUAGCGCAUCGACGUGACAUCGUGCCUGGCGUGAUGACCUCCAAGGGCAACAUCUUCGUGACUGGAGGUGCCGGAUACGUCGGUAGCCACACCGUCCUAGAGUUGCUCAACGCCGGUUACGAUGUCGUCGUCAUGGACAAUUACCACAACGCUCAUCCGGAUAAGGAAGGUAAAAUGCCCGAGAGUUUACGGAGGGUUCAGGAGCUGACCGGAAAGACGGUGACAUUCUACAAAGCGGAUUUGAAGGACCAGGCUUCCAUAGACGACAUCUUUAAGAAGCAUCACUUCGACUGUGUGAUCCACUUUGCGGCGCUCAAGGCUGUUGGCGAGUCGUGGCAGAUUCCGCUUGACUACUACCGCACCAACCUAGGCGGAACUGUGAACCUUCUUGACGUGAUGAGGAGCCAUGGCGUCAAGAAGAUCAUAUUUUCCAGCUCGUGCACGGUGUACGGCGUGCCCAAGUACCUGCCCAUCGACGAGAACCACCCGACGGGUCAGUCCUGCACCAACCCUUACGGGCGCACAAAGUACUUCAUUGAGGAAAUGCUCAAGGAUCUCAGUGCCUCCGAGGAGGGCUGGUCGAUAGUGCUGCUCAGGUACUUCAACCCAGUGGGCGCCCACGAGUCUGGCUACAUUGGUGAGGACCCCCAGGGCAUACCCAACAACCUCAUGCCUUACGUGUCACAAGUGGCCAUUGGCCGUCGUUCGGAGCUGUCUGUCUUUGGCAACGACUUCAACACACGCGACGGCACAGGGGUCCGGGACUAUGUCCAUGUGGUCGACCUUGCGAAAGGUCACGUGGCAACCCUGGACAAGGUUAUGGCUGGGAAGAUCCAGGGAUGCAAGCCCUUCAACUUGGGCACAGGUCAGGGUUCUUCGGUGCUGGAGGUGAUAGCAGCGUUUGAGCAGGCGUCCGGCGUGAAGAUUCCAUACAAGAUAGUCGAUCGUAGGCAGGGUGACGUCGACGAGCUGUACGCAAUUCCCAACCUGGCCGAGGAGGAGCUCGGCUGGAAAGCAGAGAAGUCUCUCUACGACAUGUGCAAGGAUAUGUGGAACUGGCAAAAGAAGAACCCGAACGGUUUUCUAGAAACGGCAAACUAGCUGGCGGGUGGACGGCAUCGUGUGUGCCUUGUACUUUGACCAUUUACAUUUUUUUGUUGUCCUCUUCUCAGUUUAUAACUUUUUUACUAGUUGUUAUUCUCAGUUUGGAUCUUGAGCAUAGAGUCAGGGUUGUGCCGUGACCUUUCGUUGACAGACCUCGAGAAAAGGUCACGAGAGAAAAAAAAUUCAACCGAAAGAACACUAGUCGCAUCUCAAGAAAAGAGCAUUUUUUGCUGGUUGUGUCACUGUCUGCUAUGGGUGGACCACGUUGCACGGAACUUUGAGCUUUUCUCCUUUGUUUGUAGUUGUUGCUUUUUGUUCUAAACACUGAGCCCAAAUGAUUCUCCGGUUUCUUGUACCUAGUCAGAGCGUAUCAAGUUGCCCGUCUAGUCUCUUUAUUGUGCCAAAGACUACAACGUUGGCGACGCAGCUUGACGUUCACCGUUAGUCAUAUCAACGUUUAAUGAUAACUAAAAGAGGACCGCUUCAAAACUAUUUUUUAAAUAUUUUUGUCACCCUGCAUGUUAAUGGUCGCCAUCGAUGGUAACUGGAGGAUUGUUCAAGAAAUUGUUCUUGCCAAAUUAUUUUCUUAUGUUCGAAAUCCACAUCAGCAUUUGAUGUCAGUCUUGUUUUUUGUUACCGUUUCUGUUAACUCAAGAAAGCAGGUGUAGUAUUUAAUUUAAUGGUGGCUGUGACAAGAAACAAAUAACCGACAGAGGUGUUGUAAAACAAAGCAUAUUCAUGUCCUUUGAUAAAAAAUUACCAUGUUGCAAAGUGAUGAUGGUGUUUAACGUGAAUGAUCUCUUGAACAGUCUACUAAAGACGCUGAGCAUCACUGUAACACCGCGUUUGCAGUCACCAUCGUCUCAAUGCAUGGCAACGAUAACUGCAAAAAAAACCACCGCAUCAGAAUUUGUCAUCUUUGCUUUCCUGAAAAAUGUUCUGGUUCACUGUUAAUAGUCAUAUGGGAGAAUUUCCGAAGAAAUCAUUCUUGUUAUGGGCGGAUAUUAUGCUAAACAGUGUCUGUGUUCUACGACAGCUGUUUACAAAAGUGGCAUUAUUGUGCUUUGUCGUUUGAACGCAUGAACGUAAAGCUUUUCUCAGUUGUCAUCCUCGCAAUUUUGUAGCAAACCCCCCUCCCCGUUACCUUCCUGCAUGUACGACAUGUAUACAAAGGCAAAAAGUACUAUUUUACGCACUGUUAUGUUUUACAUAUUUCUCGUGCCUCUUUAUACAUAGCCUGGAACAGUUCCUUUCUUUUGUGUCAAACCAUUUCCUCUGGAGCGAGCCUUAAUGAUUUUCAAAGUCUCUUUUUGUCUACAGAGUAUUUUAUAGAUCACUUCAGAGAAAUUUCCUAUAAAUUUUUUCUCUUUUGUAAUAAAAUAUUUUUUUACUUGUGAAACA